Molecule: messenger RNA, 3178 nt
Organism: Pygocentrus nattereri (red-bellied piranha)
Lineage: Eukaryota; Metazoa; Chordata; Actinopteri; Characiformes; Serrasalmidae
Gene: opn5
Product: opsin 5
Exons: 8
Coding region: 260-1318 (352 amino acids)
Biological process (GO): G protein-coupled receptor signaling pathway
Cellular component (GO): membrane
Molecular function (GO): G protein-coupled receptor activity
Source: RefSeq, a predicted model, not a curated record
GCUCGGUGGAGCUCUCUUACUCCUGCGGUCAGAGCGGCGGACGCAGACACCUGACCCUCACCGCCACCGUGCCCUCCUUCACACCGAGCUUCAGGGAGAGGGAAAGAAAGCCUCAAGCCACCUGCUCGAGCUGGAGUAUGGAGACGUUAGCUCGGCUGAGGAGCGACUGAGAAGCGGCGGGAAAGUUCGCUCAGAGCCGCGGGAUGAGCCACUCUUAGCUGUUUGUUCCACGGGAAGCUGACCACACUCCAGAUCCCCUAUGGAGAACGAGACUUCAGUGCACACAGGCUACAUCCCCCCUUAUCUCCUCCGCGGGGACCCCUUCGCCUCCAAGCUGUCCAAAGAAGGAGACAUAGUGGCAGCCGUGUACAUCCUCAUCAUCGGGAUCAUGUCAGCUGUAGGCAAUGGCUAUGUCAUCUACAUGACCAUCAAACGGAAGACAAAGUUAAAGCCACCUGAAUUAAUGACACUAAAUUUAGCCAUUUUCGACUUUGGCAUCUCAGUCACAGGGAAGCCGUUCUUUGUGGUUUCAAGUUUUGCCCACCGCUGGCUGUUCGGCUGGGAGGGCUGCCGCUUCUAUGGCUGGGCUGGCUUCUUCUUCGGCUGUGGCAGCCUCAUCACCAUGACUGUGGUCAGCUUUGACCGAUACCUGAAAAUCUGCCAUUUAAGAUACGGUACAUGGAUUAAGCGGAAUCAUGCCAUGCUGAGUCUGCUCUUCAUCUGGCUGUAUGCGGCCUUCUGGGCCACCAUGCCGCUGGUGGGCUGGGGCAGCUACGCUCCGGAACCAUUUGGCACCUCCUGCACGCUCAACUGGUGGCUGGCUCAGGCCUCUGUGGCUGGCCAAAGCUUUGUCAUGUCCAUCCUCUUUUUCUGCCUCAUCCUGCCCACGGGCAUCAUCGUUUUCUCCUACGUCAAGAUCAUCAUCAAGGUGAAGACGUCCGCUAAGGAAGUGUCCUACUUCGACACGCGGAAUAAGAACAACCACAGUCUGGAGAUGAAGUUAACAAAGGUGGCGAUGUUGAUCUGUGCUGGAUUUUUGAUAGCUUGGAUUCCAUACGCAGUGGUGUCAGUGGUCUCUGCUUUUGGGGAGCAUGAUUCAGUGCCUAUUCCGGUCUCAGUCAUCCCAACCUUGCUGGCCAAAUCAGCUGCCAUGUACAAUCCAAUCAUAUACCAGGUCAUUGACUGCAAGAACAGCUGUUCCAAGUUCUGCUGCUUUAAAGCCUUGAGCAAAAAGAAACAGUAUAAAACCCCAAGGUUUUAUUCCAUCUCUGCCUCCAUGAAAGCAACACCAGCAAAUGAAACACAAAUUGAGAUGUGAGCUGGUCUGCUCAGACGACUCAAAUUCUACAGUGGACAUUAGUGUGUUAGUGCCUAACCCUGAGAAAUCAAUGAGUGACAUGGAUGAAUUAGCCUGCACUAUCGCUGCUGACUUUCCGUGGCCACCUUACAGAGUAAUUGGUAUCCCUGUGAUGUUUGAACUCUGGAACCAAGAAACAUCAACAAACAAAUAACGCUCAGUUAAGCCAUCAUGGAAAGAUCAGUCAGAUCACUAACCAACAGAUUUGAUCAAUUAAGUCCUCAAUCAGCUGAUUUUACUUCCAUCUAUACAACAGUGGUUGUCCUGCAGGCCCCCAGUGGGCCGUGAUGGUACUGCCAUUGUUUUUUAUGUGAAAAAAUGUAUUACAGUACAAAUAUUUAACCAAAUGUUUUAAAUGUCUAAAAUAGGGGUGUGACGAGAUCUCGUGUCACGAGAUCUCGCGAGAUGUAUCUCGGCGAUAUUUCUCGUCGCGUUAAAAAUCUGUCUCGCGGGAUUUGUGAUCCAGCAAGCAGCCAGAAUGACGUCGGAAAAUACAGGUAUUACUAUUGAAGAUGCCCCCGCCACGUUCAAAUCGUUUGUUUGGCAGCAUUUUGGGUACCCGGCGGAAAUGAUAAAUGGCAAGAGAGUGACUGAUAAGACACGGACCAUAUGCAAACAAGGCCGUACACCGCGGCUAAUACGAGCACGAUGCAGAGACAUUUACAGCACCAGCACAGCACAGCACUCAAAUCAACAACUGCACCUGUGAAGAAAACAAGCCAGACGACGCUGACUAACACAUUCGGACCUCAACUUCCACAGUCAAGCGUCAGAGCCACAGCAAUAACUAGAGACAUUGGUGUUUUCAUCGCAGCAGAUAUGAGGCCAUUUUCUGUGGUAGAAAAUCAAGGAUUUCGGCGAUUCCUUUAGUUUUCUUAAAAUCUCGUCUCGUCUCGUUCUCAUGAACCCAAUAUCGUGUCUCGUCUCGUUUCGUGAGCUGAGUGUAUCGUCACAUGCCUAGUCUAAAAUAUUGUUUGUUAUUUGCAAAGAAUAAAACACUUUAUUUAUAUAGAGCUCAUCAGUUGUUCUGGCAAAAUGUUAACUAGUUAUAUUUAUUAAAUAAAGGAAAUACAGGAAAGGCUGGACUUGCCUACUACAACACUACAAUCAACAACACAGCAAUCAGGAAAAUGCACAGUACCAAAACCUGUAGCAAUUAAACAUAAAUGACAUGCAAUAUUGAAUUAUUUCAGCAUUAUUAAUCAAACAAAAGGUUUGGUGAAACAUCUGAUCUACCAGUUUUUCACUUACCCCAAUGUGGUCGAUCACUCGAACGUUUGUUGUCCAAACUCUGCUCCUUCAGUGUAACGCUGAUGCUAUGAGGCUAAAGCUGCUAACAAACACUAGAAUUCAACAAAAAGCCAACAAACUUCCCCCAAAACAUCUCUCAAAGUGAAUGCAGGUCUUCAGUAAGGUUGGACCGACUUGUUGAUGUGCUUUAGGACACAGUACAACUAUAAAAAUAAACAAAGAAAAACCAGCAUAUUGCUGCGGUCGGAACAAAACCUCGCAUCUCCAUUUUUCUCGUUUUUCAGUUUUUGAUAGAAUUUUAAAGUACCUAUGGUUCUACAUCCUCUGUGCAAAUUUCAUGAUGAAAAGACCAACAAAAGUGAUUUGGAAACAUUUCUAGUUCCAUUGACUUACAUUAAAAGUAGAGUAGGUUUUUUCCUUCUCCUGUAAAGUUAUCAUUGUAGAAUUUGGUACAUUAUACUGUGUUACACAAGUUACAUUGACAUGUAUAAGCAAUCUUGAGAGGUUUUAGGGAUGUAUUUACAGAAAAAGAUUUGGGUGACUAGUGUUACUAGUGUUUGCUUCAUAGCU